Pecten maximus is the source of this 795-nucleotide messenger RNA. Its product is annotated as C-type lectin domain family 4 member M-like. Lineage: Eukaryota; Metazoa; Mollusca; Bivalvia; Pectinida; Pectinidae. The transcript has 3 exons. The annotation marks the transcript as partial. The record is from RefSeq and is a predicted model, not a curated record.
GCUGUGUGGUAUGUACCGAGACGUCAGAGUACUGGUGGUAUGAUCCCCAUAUCACAUGGCAAACAACGACGGGAGCAGUGAUAUUUACCAUACAAUUACAACGUCCGCUCGAGUGUGCGUCCAUCUGUUCGUCCGACACCGACUGUUUGGUAUUUGGCUUCAGUAAAGUUACAAAUACCUGCAAAGGGUACAGUCGGUUACAAACUCCCAUAGGAGUAAGUCCGCUGACUGUUCUUGGGUCUGCAGAGAAAAUCUACAAGAAUGACCAAAGUUGUAGCCGGGCCGGAUUUGAUUUCAUUCAGGAGGGUCGCCUUUGUGUGAAAAUAUUUACCAAUAACAUCGAUUGGGACGACGCCAAGAGUAUUUGCGAAAUGAAUUAUGGCCGCCUUAUCGUCAUCGACACGGAACAAAAAUUGAACGCAUUUUCGGGGUAUCUAGAUACUAUGGGUUAUGCCAGCGACCGCCUGUGGAUAGGUGCCACCGAUAAGGCUGAUGAGGGCACCUGGGUGUGGCUGAACGGACAAGGAGUGGAUCAGUCUUACUGGGACGACGUGAUAUUAAAUGAUUUUUGUAUGGAAGACUUUUUUGCCUUCACUGCUGAAUGUGGUAGAAUUCAGUAUAGGACCCUUAGCGAUGAUACCUGUGGCAUUUCACAGGCGUAUGUCUGUGAGAGGCCGGACAUCGUCUAGCAUUAGAAUAUCACUUCCGUUUUCAUACUCGUGUACAUGUACAUAUAUCUUGCUGUCAAUGUUUAUUUAUCUUAGCGAGCUCGUAUAGUACUAUUCUGUGUACAAU